GGAAUCGGUUAAGUGUUAUGAAAAGUUAUCCAUACGGGAAACGUGUGUGAAUCAAAAUAUGAAGAAUAAGUUAUAGUUGAAACGAGUGCUAUCCAGAAAUAGGAAAAGUGCAAACGAAACAAACAUCGGGCCUUCGAGGUACAAUGUGGCCAAAGCACGUGUUUGGCUACAAUAGGCCACACUGCAAAAAGUAGACAAGAACUGGGAAAAAUUAUCCGAGAGGGAGCAAGAAUUAAAUUUGCAUCCGCUCUAGUCAUAAAAUAGCCAUCAGAUGAAAGCUCUUCUUGUGAGGGGGGAAAUACUGAAAAUAAGAAGGUAUAAAUAUGAAAAUCUGCAUUUUUCUCUGAAAAAUUGCAUCUAAUUUCAAAACUGUAAAAUUGGGGAUAAAAAAAGCAUUCUGCAACUCAAAAAAGUGGAAACUUUUAUUGAUAAGAUCGAUAUGACUAAGUCAAGUCUUUCGGCAGAGAAAAACUUUUUAAAUCCAAUGGAAGAAAAGUUUGCAAAAAAAAUUUCAAAGAGUAUUAAAGAAAUGGCAAGCUUUUCGUCAAAGAGAAAAUCUUCACAACUCUUGGAAGGGGGCUCAGCAAUAAAAAAACCGAAGACUGUAAAUAAAAUAGAAUUAGGUGUAAAAGAAGAUCAUCUUGCAAGCGCGAAUUAUGAAGACAAUUACAGGGAACCAAAUCAGUCUGCAUUAAUUAAAAGGUUGCAACUGGCACAAGAAGAAAUAAUUCAAUUGAAACGUCAACUUAUAGAUUGUAUGCAAGAGAACAAAAAUUUAAGAGCAAUGAAUUCGAAAUUACAGACAAAAGUUGUCGAUAAAUUCGAGCGAGUGAAAGCUUCCAUCGACAACGUUACUGAAACAGCAGAAGCAAACCUGCGUGAGCGGAUCGAAAGUGGUGAAGAUUUGCCGAUAGGAACCGUAGACCGAGUAUCUAAUACGGGUGUGGAUAAUGGAUUAAUAAAAAUUCGUAUGAUAGAGAGAGGCACCAAUUGAACAUGACUCCAAAGAAAUUUCUUGUCAUGACAAGGUUAAUUUUCACUGUCUCCGUUUUGAAGAAUU
This is a messenger RNA of Belonocnema kinseyi, 1060 nucleotides long. RefSeq lists its product as uncharacterized. The record is from RefSeq and is a predicted model, not a curated record. Bases 440 to 994 code for a protein of 184 amino acids. NCBI's taxonomy places the organism in Eukaryota, Metazoa, Arthropoda, Insecta, Hymenoptera, Cynipidae. The transcript is spliced from 7 exons.